AUGGGUGAAUGUGUCGAAAAUGCUUCAGUAAUUAUUUGUUUUCUCACACAAGCUUAUCAAAAUUCAGAAAAUUGUCGAAUAGAAUUAACAUAUGCAAAACAUAAUGAUUUAACAUCAGGAAGUGUAAAAAUGCUUGUUGAUGAACUUGAACAAAAUAAAACUUUAACACAACUUCAUCUUCAUACUAAUCAUCUAGAUGAUAAAAGUGUACAAUAUUUGGCUCAACUACUUACUGGAAAAAAUACGACAUUGAUUUGUCUUGGUCUAGAUGAAAUAGAUCUUACUGAUAAAGGUGCUCAAAUAGUUUUUAAUGCUCGUCGAACUAAUUCAAGUCUUAAAACAUUAUAUCUUACUAAUAAUAAAUCGAUUACAGAUGCAUCAAUUGAUUCAUUCAUUCAAAUGCUUUAA
This is a messenger RNA of Rotaria sp. Silwood1, 408 nucleotides long. The record is from the annotation of a GenBank genome assembly. Lineage: Eukaryota; Metazoa; Rotifera; Eurotatoria; Philodinida; Philodinidae.